Messenger RNA from Pelmatolapia mariae (spotted tilapia), 2401 nucleotides. RefSeq names its product transmembrane protein 141 (gene tmem141). The transcript has 5 exons. NCBI's taxonomy places the organism in Eukaryota, Metazoa, Chordata, Actinopteri, Cichliformes, Cichlidae. The record is from RefSeq and is a predicted model, not a curated record. The coding region runs from base 98 to 475 and encodes 125 amino acids.
UAACAGUACAUCUACUGCAAGCUGUGGACUGAGAAGUUAGGGAAUGAGCUCAAGUGGUUAUUUCUUAUAAAAAAAAAAAGUUACCUCCAGCUUCAACAUGGUUAAUCUGGGGCUCACCAAAGUGGACGACGCGUUGGUGGCGAAACAUCCGGGUUUGGAGAGCUACGCCGCCUGUCAGUCUCAUGCUUUCAUGAAGGGGUCUGGGACCUUUGUGCUGGGUGUUGCAGGUUUUUUUGCUAUUCAGAAGGCCCUACAGAGGAAGCUUCCUUAUCCCCUUCAGUGGAACCUGCUCAUUUCAAUAGUGGCAUCAUCAGUGGGCAGUUACGCAGUGACUCGCUGGGAAACGCAGAAAUGCUCAGACCUCUGGUUGCUCCUAGAAACAGGCAAAGUCCCAGACAGGUCACCACCUCCAGUACCCCAACAAGAGGAACCAACAGCACCACAGAAGACAAAAUAUGGUGACGUGAUGGAAUGAAGAAGUUUCAAACAAAUUUUAUUAUCUACAAUAUAAAGAUUAUAAAUAUGUAAAGAGAAAGAGCUCAGUGGUGCUCUGCAUAUUUUGCAUGGCCCACAUGAUUGUGUAUUAUAUUUAUUCUGGUUGUGGAGCUCUUAAAUUUCAUAACAGUAUCAAUGUGUGGAUUAAAAAAAAAAAACCCUGGGUUUUCCUGACUCAGAGGUCAGGAAUUAGUUGUGGGUUUUUAGUAGGAAUUAGAUGUAAAGCUUGUGAUCCGGUGUUGUUGUUAUUAAUAUUUGGAUGUGUUGGGUUGUCGUGCAACAGAAUUAACAGUGCACUUCCAAAACCAGCUUCUACUUGUUACUGUAAAGCUAAUGGUGUAGAGCUGCUUAUUGGACUCUCUGGUGGGCCAAACCAGUAAAUGACAAGCAAGUUACUAACCUUUUAUUUAAACAUAUGCCUGAACUACACAGAGUAAAUCAUGUGGGGACAGUUCUUCCUUUUAAAUCCUUGCUUUCUCAGAGUAGCAGCAUAUUAAUCCUGACAACAUUUAGCUUUCAGCCCCUGGACGUCUAAUGGUUCAGGUGUGCUGUAAUAGAGUCUUCAGGUUACCUUUUUUGUCUGCAUUACGACAGACUGAGAAGAAUUCAGUGUUUUUCCUGUGGAAGUUUUUGCUUUAACUCCAUUCUGCUAAUAACCUUGUAAUAUUUUCUUCAAUAAUAUGUAAAAAUAACAAAGUAUUCUGUUUUUCGUUAUUUAAACUAUACGGCCACUAUUUAAAAUAUACAGUACCAGAACCAAACAUUUAUUUCAUACAUUGCAUUCAUUCCACACGUCCACGCAUCAGAUUGAGGAAGAAAGGAGACUUAAGUGACUUUAAAUGUGGUGUGGUUGUUGGUGCCAGAAGCGUCUGAGUAUUUGAGAAAUUGCUGGGAUUUCCCCACUCAGCCAUCUCUAAGGUUUACAGAGAAUGGUCUGAAAAUGAGAAAAUGGCUUAUUGAUACCAGAGGUCAGGGGAAAAUGACCAGACUACUUUAAGCUAUUGUAGAUGGGCAACAGCAGCAGAAGACUGCUGUUGGCUAUUAGGCUACUUUCAUGCAAAAAGAAGACUUGCAUUGUCAUGCCAGAUGCAAAACAAAAUCUAAUGUAAAUAUGAAUAGACUCGAGCUAUUUAUAUAACAACCAACUAAAUACUGCAAAUCCUGCAUUACUGAGACUGCAUUAUUUUAAGAUUACAAGGAUACCUCGAAACUGGGGACCAUAAAUAUUCACAAAGAUAGAAUUCUAUCAAUAUGGGAUUGUUUAGUGGACGCAAACAUGAGCAGUCUGACUAUUCUGUUUUCUCCAGACUUAUUUGCACAAUAAGGCAUUAGUAGUGUAAAUUCUGAACCAUGCAGUGCAACCCAUUGAAACAAUAGAGUCUUUCAAGCAUACUUUUAAUACCUUAAGUGAAUGAAAAAUCCAAAGUUCAAGCCUUCGAAAUAUAGAGAAUUAUUCUGAGAGCUGGAAACACAAACUCAGACCAGAGAUGUGGAAAGCACGUUUGAGAGAGACAGCGGAUAUAGGAGAUUCUCAUAGUAAAUGAAAAUCUGAAUAAUGAACCAUUUUGGCUUCGGUAUAAUAUUCCUUUUAUUUUUCCUACUGCUCAGCUUGAGUCAACCCCCACUCUUUUAAUUCCUCUCGCUCUCUUCCUCCCACAAUAUUUCAGAUUUGAUUUAACACCUCCAGCAUUUGAAGGUUUUGAAGUCUCUUUGUGUCUUUCCAAAAAAAAAAGAAAUCAUGCAUCAUGUACUGAAUAAGCUCUCAAAUCCUUUGUCACAUGCACACCGAUACUGCUGAAGGGGAAGACUUUGAGAAUCAGAGCAAACAGGAGAUAAUGAGAGGAGAGAGAGUGUUACAUGAGAGGACUGACUGGCCAGUGAAGCAGAGGAUCAGUACAUGACCACA